Hydractinia symbiolongicarpus is the source of this 2787-nucleotide messenger RNA. RefSeq lists its product as uncharacterized. Lineage: Eukaryota; Metazoa; Cnidaria; Hydrozoa; Anthoathecata; Hydractiniidae. Bases 472 to 2511 code for a protein of 679 amino acids. Gene Ontology annotation, molecular function: ubiquitin-protein transferase activity. The transcript has 5 exons. The record is from RefSeq and is a predicted model, not a curated record.
AGGCUGCCUUAUUCGAUGAUUUCAUUCGGUCAUAAAACACUAUUUGUCGCUAAUUGUAUUCGAUUUUGUUAAAAUUCAUUCGAUUUUGUAAAAAUUCAUUCGAUUAUGCGCUAAAUUCAUUCGAUUAUGCGCUAAGUUCAUUCGAUUAUGCGCUGAAUUCAUUCGAUUAUGCGAUGAAUUCAUUCGAUUAUGCGAUGAAUUCAUUCGAUUAUGCGAUGAAUUCAUUCGAUUAUGCGCUGUUUGCAUGUGAUAAAUUAUUCGAUGCGCUGAAUUCAUGCGCUAAAUUAUUCGAUGCGCUGUUUGCAUGCGCUAAAUUAUUCGAUGCGCUGUUUGCAUGCGCUAAAUUAUUCGAUGCGCUGUUUGCAUGCGCUAAAUUAUUCGAUGCGCUGAAUUCAUGCGCUAAAUUAUUCGAUGCGCUGUUUGCAUGCGAUAAAUUAUUCGAUGCGCUGAAUUCAUGCGCUAAAUUAUUCGAUGCGCUGUUUGCAUGCGAUAAAUUAUUCGAUGCGCUGUUUGCAUGCGCUAAAUUAUUCGAUGCGCUGUUUGCAUGCGAUAAAUUAUUCGAUAGUUUUGGCGCCUCAAUCAAAACUCAAGGAUUACAAAAUUAAUAUGGCUGACGAAAGAACACGAGCUAUAUUAAAGAAACUUGGAUUGAAACACCUUAUUUUGAAGUUUAGUGAAGAAAAUAUAACCGCUGAUUUGAUACCAAAGCUUUCUCUAAAGCAUUUCGAAAGCUUAGGUGUAACAGAUAAUGGAGUUAUAAUGAACUUGAGGGUAAAAUUUUGCAGCUUUGGUGGAAUUAAACCACAAAAGUUAAAGUGGGAAAAUGGAGGAGCUCCAAAAUUCCUAAUACCUGAAGAAGUCCUACAAAACCUACUCAAUGACGGCUGUCUUAUUUCGGAGAUCAGCAAUAUCUUAUGCGUUUCAGAAAGAACAAUUUAUAGAAGAAUGGAAGAGUAUGGGCUUAAAAAGCAUAACUUUACAGAAAUGUCUAAUGAAGAGUGUGAUUCAAUUCUGAGCACUGUGACUCAAGAGUUUCCUAAUUGUGGCGAAGUUAUGUUACGAGAACUGUUAAGAGAAACUGAAGGUUUUCCAACUUUAAAACAUUGUGGCGGGUUUGAGUUAUUAAAAUGUAUCCCAAAUUGCAGGAUCCUUGAACCUUUGAAUUGCAAACUAAAUUCCAUAUCUUUGAAAGCUACCAUAGGACAAGGAAAGAUUUAUAUACGUCCAAUUCAAAAGUCGUUGUCGGUAAUACCUCUGCAAAAGGCAAGUACAGUAACAACUUCUAUCAAAGAAAAAUGUUUAAAUUGUUUUGAGGAGUUUUGUCUCGAAGAACUGAGACAACAUACUGAGUUAUGCAUGCCAUACUAUGAAUCUAGUGAUGAUUCAGAAGUUGCAUUACCCCCUGUGUUAUCAAAUGAGGUGACCCAUGAAGAGGAAAACAAUGAAAUAACUGAAACUGAAUCUGCUUUUCGAAUAAGCUAUGAGUACAUUCCAGAAACAAGAGAUCAAAAGCAGGAUAAUGCUAAUAACAACGAAGAAUUUGAUCUCAAUGCAAACAUUAACAACAUCAUCAGUUAUUGCAUUGAUAAUCAAGUGAAUUCACCAGUCGAGAUAUUACGGUAUAUGCAGCAGAAGUUAGUUCAAGGUCGAAGUUUAGAAAUAACUGAUAUUGCGGUUCAUGAUGACAGACCAACAAAUUUUAUCAUGGUUGAUCGGGCCAAUCUUAUUGAAACUGGUUUAGAAGAGAUACGGGAACUGCAAAAUAAGUUGAUUUGUUUAUCUGUGCAGUUUUAUGGUGAGUUGGCAGAAGAUUAUGGAGGGCCAAGAAAAGAGUUUUUUCAACAGAUAAUAAGAGAAAUCAAAGAAAAAUACUUUGAUUGUGAAAUAAACUUGUUUCCUUUAAGUGAUUAUUAUGAUAUUGGAAUAGUUUUUGGCUUGAGUUUGCUUCAGAAUGGUCCAUUUCCACAGUUUUUGGAAGAAGAUGACCUGCAAAAAAUAUUUUUUAACGAAGAACCUGGCAAAUUCAAUGAACUCCGAAGAGCUUUCAAGGAUCUUGGAAUUUUCCAAAUUGUGGAAGCCUUUCCUAUCAUGCUACACCUUUUCCGACCCAAUCCUAAUGCUACUUUCACUUUUAAAAAACUGGUCAACUUGCUUCAGCCAAAAUGGGCAGCUGAAGGGUCAAACGAACAUUACAGGCAGAAAAAGCUUUAUCCGUCAUUAAUGAAAUAUUUGAGGCAAGCACAUGGUGGAAAACGUUCGGGUGUUUCGCUUCCCGAUGUACUAAGGUUUGUCACUGGAAGUGAAGAAGAGCCUUUGUUAGGAUUUGCACUGGCCCCUUCGAUAAAAUUUGUUCCGGUGAUGGAAGAAGGUCGAUUUCUUCCGACAAGUAACACUUGCAUUAAUCAAUUGCAAUUACCAAUGGAAAGUAAUGCUAUUUCCCUUCCAGACGAAAACGCUCUGUUCGGUUUAUAUGACUUAGCCUUUUCUAGUCGAUUUUUUGGACAAAUUUAAAAGUCGUCGACAGUUUUAUUAUUUAUGCCUAUUAGGAACUUAACUCUUGUGAUUAAAUGCAAACAUUUAUGCUUUCUUUCGUUACCUUUUCACUGAUUCAAAACUUAUUUUAUAAUUGGUAGUUGUUUACUUGUAAACUUCGUUUUGUUUACGGUGUCCCUUUCCAAAGGGACACUUAAUUUUUGUUUUAUUCAGAGAGAAUAUUUUUUAUAUUUUAGCUCUUAUCGUUUGUAUUCAUUUUCUUAUAUUAUAGGAGAAUAAAUGUUCCGUAGUUUC